AUGAUCAUUCGAGGAAACGUUCAGAGUCUUCAGGAACAUUGGCCCUAUGUAUCCUCUUCUCUCAACGAUUAUUAUAAUGGUCAUACAUUUUUAUAUGUUGCUUGUAUUUUGGAGGAUCUUCACUACAAGCACAUGGAAACUGUGAAGUUGUUGUUGCAACAACCAACGAUUGAAAUUGAUGAAACAUCAAAACAGUUUGCUAAACGCCAAAGAAUUGGAGAUUUGGAAGAACUUCAACAACAAUUAUUAUUUUCUGCAUGCAUGAAUGUUACCAUCAAUAAUGUGACCUAUUUAUAUUGGAAACAAAACGACCGCAUUUCUCUCAACAAAGAUUUGAGCCACAAACAUGACCAAACAAUAUUUGGAACUUGCAUCAUUGCAUUUCAACCUCUUCUUUCAAAAUUGGUUCCAUCUUUUCACAAACAAGUGAUUCAAAAUCAGAAAUUUAUCGAAUCCUUGCAUCAUGAAAAGGAGAUGGCAGUAUUGCAGUCAAUGAUUGAUUUUGUAUUGUAUGGAGCUCAUGAAGUGGAAGUGAAAAAUACAGAAUCUGCUCUGAUCAUUCUUGCAUUACUCAAUCGGGUAGAAGGAGAGUUUAUUGAUCUAAAAAAAGAAGUGUGUUGA
Messenger RNA from Naegleria fowleri, 621 nucleotides. RefSeq lists its product as uncharacterized. Lineage: Eukaryota; Heterolobosea; Eutetramitea; Acrasida; Naegleriidae. The record is from RefSeq and is a predicted model, not a curated record. The transcript is spliced from 3 exons. Bases 1 to 621 code for a protein of 206 amino acids.